UUGCUCUGCAGGAUAUUAUUGUGAGCAGCAACUUCCUGUGCACGCCUCCAGCCUUGCCAGUGGCAACUUGAGGGCAGUGGGUGAAAUUGGGGUGACUGCAAUCCUGAGGCAGAAGAAGGACACUUGGCCCCAUUGGUUGGCACCUUUCUCCCAGGAUGUGUCCCCGCUCCAGCGGCUUUCUUCCACGCUAUCACUUUACUGCCAGAAGGAGAUUGAAAGCUCUGCAUGCUGCCAGCAUGUUCUAGCCUCAUGCAGGCGACCCUCAGAGAUCCCAGAGCAGUGGACAGUAAUGUAAAGACAAUACUCAUGUCGUGUCUGAAAGGGCAACAGGUCAUCAUCAAAAUGGAGGCGAUGAAGAUCAUCCACCCGGAAAAGUUCUCAGAGCUGCAGGGCUCCCAGUCACGCUACACUCCUGCACCCCGCCGGGAGCCACCACUCAUGGCCAAGCGUGCCUGGCCAUCGGAGUCUGAGAUCAUUGUCAAUCAAGCUUGUGGAGACAUCCCUGCCUUGGACAGUAACCCUGGCUCUCUAGGGCUGCCCCGGACUCCACCUCUGCCACGACGAGAGCGAAUAUACCAAGGGCAGCGCAAGGGCAGCUCAGAGGUCUGUUUCCACCGUCAGCCACCAUCAGAUGAGGUUAUCGUCAACCAGUAUGUGCUGCACCCUUCCACGCCAUGCGAGCCCCUGGAAUGCCCCACCUGUGGCCACAUGUACAAUUUUACCAACAAGCGGCCCCGCAUCCUCUCCUGCCUCCACUCCGUGUGUGAGGAAUGCCUGCAAAUCCUCUAUGAGUCCUGUCCGAAGUACAAGUUCAUCUCCUGCCCCACCUGCAAGCGGGAGACUGUGCUCUUCACUGACUACGGGCUGGCUGCACUGGCGGUGAACACCAGUAUCCUGAACAGACUGCCUGCUGAGGCCCUCUCUGCCAACCCUGUGCAGUGGAGCAGCGAUGCUGACCGCAGCUGCUACCAGACCUUUCGCCAGUACUGUGGGGCGGCCUGUACCUGCCACAUUCGAAAUCCGCUGUCUUCCUGCACCAUCAUGUAACCUGCGUGCCCUGCCCUGCCUUCCCCCCGCACCACUCGCUGCAUCAAACGGCAGUACCGUGUGAGAGAAGAGCAUUGGCAUUGGCCUAGCACAGGGGACAACAGGACCCAGAGUUGACAGCAACAGGCCUGACCCUCGCAUCAGCUCUCCCCAUGCACCACAGGGGAUGAGAUCUUUGCUGUAGCCCAAGGUCCUGUGGUAAUGCAAGGGAUCUCCAGCUGCUGGGCUAGAGGCUGUUCAUGGCUCAGGCUUUGGCAAGAGCUGGGGGGAAUGCAGUCCCCCUUGCUGACAGGAAACCACUGGCUGUGUCUACUGGUGGAGGAGGGAGCUGAGAUGAGGAGCUCCCCUUGUGCCCUGGCUGAGCUUCAGUGAGAGGGACAUUGGGACUGGCAGCGGGUGUCUAUCAGCAAGUCCGGGCACUCCUGUGCUCCCUUUCUGUGGCUCACGCUUUCCCUGUGUCUCACCAGGCACCGUGCCCCCCUUGCACUCACUACUCUGGGCAGCAUUCUUUCUGUUUCUUUCCUGUGGCUCAUGUGAUGUGGUCUGAGUGGAGCAACUUGGCCCAGGAGGCUUCCCUGCCAGCAACACAGCUGAAUGCCACUGCAGGCACCCUGGGGAACAGUGCACCCGACGCACGGAGGUGACGGGGAGGACAGCCUGGAGCUUUCCAGUGCUGAGCUGGGCAGUGCGUGCGAACCGAGCCUGCCUCACAGGAAGCAGAAAGAGGCUGGGGGGGCGAGGGGGGAAGGGGAAAGAGGGAGGACCACUGGGCAGCCAGUUUUCUCUAAGUUAUUUGCCAAAGCUUUCAUCUCGGUGGCCAAGCUGAAAUGCCUCUAAGUAAUUGUAGCCAAUUCAAACCGUUGCCAUGGCCCCACAGUUACUAAUGGACAUGUGUCCCAUUUCCUCCGCGGGCCCUUGAGGGAAGCUCCAGUUUAUCCUCAUUUUGGAGGAUCUUUGUUUUCCCAACCCAUUCCAGGACACUCCAUCCUUGGGAUUGUUCAUGUUAAUCAAGGCGAUGAGCUGGGAUCAUCCUUCUGUGGGUUCUGCGUGUGUGUGGGAGGGUCCCCUUCCCUGGUGCCCCCCCCUGCCUCCCCCGUGGCCGCAGCUCCCACCCAGUGGAUGGAGAGUUUGGCUCUAAGUACAGAGGUUAAGGCCUUCCUUAGAGCUGGAUAUGCCAUGUUCUUUCCGUCAGCAUGGCGGUCCCCUCCAGUGAGGGAGGAGUCUGGCUAGCUUCUGAGCAGGGCUGUGGGAAUGAGCUGGGGGUAGCUAGUCCUUGCCAAGGUCACCCCCUUCCCUUGUUGUGAUACUAACUGCAGAGGUGGGGGAGAGAAGGAUUUGAUUCCAACAAAGUCCCCUUCAUGGAAGGAACAGCAUCAAGGGGGCUGAGGGAAGGAGCAGCUGGCACAGUAACAUGCCUGGUGUUCCCAUGGCGGGUGGAGGGGCAGGGGAAGCAACUGCCCUGUUCUCAGUGACUUUGUUCCUUCACAACAUUUUGGAGGAAAGUUUGCUGCCAAAAAGCAAGAAAGCAAAAAAGAAACAAAAAGCCAUAUUUUGCAGGUGCUCCCCUGAGAGAGGCUGUGACAACAGCACCCCGCUGGGUAAGGCACAGCACAGUGUCCUGAAAGACAGCAAGGCUUGGGAUUUGGGGGCUACUCAGCCCUGGGGGCAGCUUUGUCUGUGCAUGGGGCCUGACUGCUACCUUAGCUGAAAGCAGGCAUGCAUCUGGAGCCCAUGUCCACUGGGCUGGCUCUGCUGAGUGAGAUAGAGAGACACCCUCCCACUCCCAUACCAAUCAGCAGUGUUGCCCCAGCCAGCUAAUGAAGAGGAGCAACCCAUCCACCCAUUCCAGAGGUCCUCAUAGUUGGCCUUUAGUGGCAUAAGACACCAAGGGAGAGGAAGGGGAGGGCUGGAAGGUAGCCAGAUUUGUCUGUGAACCCCUGAGAAAUAAGCUGCAGGAGAUCCCCUUGCUCCCAGCCCCUCUGCAGAGAAUGAGGUGGCCCUGGGCGCCCACAGGGGAACUCAGGCCAGUACCCGGGAAGCAUGUACACACUGGGCAGGGGAGAGGGCCAGGAAGAACAGGGCCUGGUAGCAUUUUUUUUCUGCUCUGCCGAUUCCUCCUGCUGCUGGUCGUGACGGUGAUCAUGUUUUAUACCCGGCCUCGUCAAUCCCUAAUUGAUCUCCCAAAUAAAGAUUAUAUUG
Alligator sinensis (Chinese alligator) is the source of this 3246-nucleotide messenger RNA. It is a transcript of the gene RNF208, whose product is annotated as ring finger protein 208. Bases 226 to 1047 code for a protein of 273 amino acids. Gene Ontology annotation, biological process: protein ubiquitination. NCBI's taxonomy places the organism in Eukaryota, Metazoa, Chordata, Crocodylia, Alligatoridae. The transcript has a single exon. The record is from RefSeq and is a predicted model, not a curated record. Gene Ontology annotation, molecular function: ubiquitin protein ligase activity.